GUUGAAAAUCAAAAAAUAUAAGCAAAUUUUAUUACAUUUCGGUUUUAAAGUUCUUUCAUUAUCUCUCUUACAUGUUGAACUGAUUGUAACACAUUUUGAAAAAAAAAUGAAAUAAUCCCAACAAACAAUUAAAUUGAAAAAAAACUACAUUUAGUGAUGCUAAAAUUUUAUCGUGAUUGUAUGCAAUUUUUAUAUAUUUAAAAAAAUUAUUUAAUGUAAAUAAGAUAAAGAAUCGUUAUUUUUAACCAUUCAUACGAUCAUUAAAGAUUAUAAACAUAAAUUCAAUACAUUUAUAUUUCUUUUAAUUGUUUGCUGGGUAAUAAGAAAAUAAUAAAAAUAAAAAACGGUACCUUUGUUAUAUUCAAGUCUUGUCAAAGAGAAUUAAAGUAAACAAGUAUAGGGUUUGCAGUUUCAGUUUACAAUUAGGGUUCGCAAGUCCGGUUUACUUAUUAACGAAAUUCCCAAAAAUAGAAAACAGAGUUAUAAAAAUUUCGAAAUUUGAAAAAUAAUUAAAAGAAUAAAAGUGUAUGUGUAAUAACGUUUGUGGUGUUUAUUCUGCCUAAUAAGUAGAAUAAAAUUAAAAAGUAUAUGUAUUUAAAAGUUAAAGUCAAAAUUUAACUAAGAAUACAUACUACAGCCACUCAAAACACAAAUAACAAAAAAAUAUACAGAAAACAUUUUUGUUAAUAAAAAUUAAUAUACUGUUGUAAAAUAUUAAACGUUUAUAACCCUAUGAUCAUUCGUGAACGAUAGUUCAAGUAUCUGUAUUAAACUCCCACCAUGCGACACAGAAAUAUUUAAAGGUAGUUAUGAACAAUGGCCCUCGUUUAGAGACAUGUUCACUGCAGUUUAUAUUAAUCAUUCAAAACUUACUCCUGUAACCAAAUUAUAUCAUCUCAGAAACAAAACAAGAGGUGAAGCAGGAGCUAUAGUAAAACGAUAUGCAUUGUUCAAUGAUAAUUUUGAGUUAGCUUGGAAUGCGUUAAAAACUAGAUACGAAAACAAACGAGUUUUGGUCGAUAACCAAAUCAAAAUAUUGUUUGAUAUACCAGCCGCAAUUAAUGAAGAUAGUGAGUCCAUAAGAAAAAUACAGUCGUCAGUAAACGAUUCAUUAGCAACACUUAGUACGCUAGGAGUAGAAGUAAAUAGUUGGGAUCCCAUUUUAAUUCGUUUAGUAUCAACAAAAUUACCUGAAUGUACUCUAGCAUUAUGGGAACAAUCUUUAACUUCUCCUCGUGAAUUACCAAAAUGGUCGCAAAUGUCACAAUUUUUAGUAGACAGAUAUGAAGCGGUAGAGCGACUAACAGGCAUUAAAACAACAAAAGACAGUUUUACUCUUUCCAAUAAAAAAUCUCAUAUACAAACAUAUACAUCGCAAGAAAACAUAUAUACGAAUUGUAAACUCUGUAAUAAUGAACAUUAUUUAAGGAAUUGUCCAAAAUUCAAAACUUUUUCAACGCAACAAAGAAUAGAUUUUGUCUUCAAAAAUAAAAUAUGUAACAAUUGUUUAAGUCCUUCACAUAUUAAGACGAAAUGUAGAAGUAAAAGAACAUGUUUUUACUGUAAGAAAGAUCACCAUUCAUUAUUGCAUAUUGCACACAAACCAUCAAUUACACCACAAAAUUCUGAAAAUAUUCAAAACAAUGGUAAUAGUAACCAUACUAAAAAUAAUAUUCAAAAUACAAAUACACAAGCUGAACAGACGAGUAAUUCUUACAAAGAUGAACCUGCAACUACUUCACAACGCGUUCAGGCAAACUGCUCGUCUAGCAACGAAAUUAUUUUAUUGCGUACAGCUUUGAUGCAAAUAGAGCAUCAAGGAGAAAUCUUUACGAUAAGAGCUUUGAUAGACCCAGGCUCCCAAAGAACAUUUAUUACAGAAAAAAUAAGAAGUAAAUUAAAGUUGCCUUAUAGAAAUUCUCAUUUUGAAAUUAGUGGAAUAGGAGGUCAAAAACAAUCCGCAAAAAAAGAGUGUGAAUUUAUUUUAUAUGCAAAGAAAUAUAACCUACGAGUUCCAAUUAAGGCAAUCGUCUUGUCGAGUGUUACUAAUACACUACCAGCAGUUACGUUUAAAGUCCCAUAUUCUGCAGAACUUAAGAAAUUGGACUUAGCUGACCCAAAUUUUAAUAAAUCUUCCCAAAUCGAUCUUAUUCUUGGUAAUGAUUAUGAACAUUAUCUGAAUCUAGAAGGCAUAAAGAAAAAUAUAUGUGGCCAAACAUCAGCCUAUAAAACUAUAUUUGGAUGGGUGCUUAGCGGACCAAUAAGAGCUGAAACUGUUCAAUCAUUCUCAACUGCGGUUACUUCAUCAGAAUCUUCAGAACUCAGUACACUAUUGAGAAAAUUUUGGGAGCAAGUAGAAAUACCCAAAAUUCGCCUUACGUCAGAAGAAGAUGAUUUUGUUGAACAAUUUUACACUCAAACAACUACUCGAAACAAAGAUGGACGAUAUAUUGUAAGGUUACCUUUUAAAAAAGAGUAUCACGAAUCAGUAUAUUUAGGAUCAUCUAGAUUUAUUGCAUUAGCUCAAUAUGCCAGUAUGGAAAAAACUUUAGGAAAAAAUAAUGAAUUGCAAGCUGAAUAUAAAUCUGUUUUAGACGAGUAUUUAACUCUAGACCUCAUGGAAGAAACAACAUCAACUGAAAUUAAUUAUGAAGGUAAAUUUAGCUCUUAUAUUUGCCCCAUCAUGCGGUCGUGCGACCUGACCAUAAAACAACAAAGGUCCAACAAUUCAAAACGACUUAAUAACAGUAAUUCUGAAUUGGAGAAGAUAUAAAUACGUGUUCAGUGGGGACAUACAGAAAAUGUAUCGUCAAAUCCUAAUUCAUCCAAAUGAUAGAGCAUUCC
This is a messenger RNA of Lucilia cuprina (Australian sheep blowfly), 2844 nucleotides long. RefSeq lists its product as uncharacterized. Bases 836 to 2773 code for a protein of 645 amino acids. The transcript is spliced from 2 exons. Gene Ontology annotation, biological process: proteolysis. The record is from RefSeq and is a predicted model, not a curated record. Gene Ontology annotation, molecular function: aspartic-type endopeptidase activity. NCBI's taxonomy places the organism in Eukaryota, Metazoa, Arthropoda, Insecta, Diptera, Calliphoridae.